UCUUGUUCCUCAAGUCAGCUUUGAUCUUUAUAUCCCCAGUGACCGGAGGAAUAAGACAACCGGAUCGAAAUUGGGAGAAAGAAGAUCUAAGUAACUGAAGAAAUCUUGGCGAACAGAUCUGACGAUGGAGUGCGUGUUCGGUCUCGUUGGUAAUGGAUUCGCCAUCGUGGCGGCGGAUACAUCGGCAGUUCACAGCAUACUUGUCCACAAGAACAACGAGGACAAGAUCAUGGUCCUUGACUCACACAAGCUCAUCGCCGCAAGCGGAGAGCCUGGUGACCGGGUUCAGUUUACGGAGUAUGUACAGAAGAAUGUGUCACUGUAUCAGUUCCGAAACGGGAUCCCUUUGACUACCGCCGCUGCUGCCAACUUCACUCGUGGAGAGCUCGCCACUGCUUUGAGAAAGAACCCGUACUCAGUAAACAUCCUGAUGGCUGGCUACGACAAAGAAGCAGGCGCAUCUCUAUACUACAUUGACUACAUUGCAACUCUUCACAAGGUUGACAAGGGAGCAUUCGGUUACGGCUCCUACUUCUCUCUCUCCACAAUGGACAGGCAUUACCGCAGCGACAUGUCAGUUGAGGAAGCCAUUGAACUGGUCGACAAAUGCAUACUUGAGAUCAGGUCAAGGCUGGUCAUUGCACCACCCAACUUUGUGAUCAAGAUCGUCGACAAGGAUGGAGCUCGUGUGCACGCUUGGCGUCAGUCUGUGCAAGAUGUCACCACUGCUUCUGUCUAACUCUCUGUUAUGUUACUAAGCUGAAAUUUGCUAUUUUAUGUUGAAACUUUAAAAGCUUCAUGGAAAAUUAGUUCCCAGAUAUGAUAUUAUAUGACAUUGUUGAAAUUUGAAACAAAAACAUUUUUCUAAUAAGAGAAAAAGCUAUGCU
Molecule: messenger RNA, 887 nt
Organism: Raphanus sativus (radish)
Lineage: Eukaryota; Viridiplantae; Streptophyta; Magnoliopsida; Brassicales; Brassicaceae
Product: proteasome subunit beta type-2-A
Exons: 3
Coding region: 125-739 (204 amino acids)
Biological process (GO): proteasomal protein catabolic process
Cellular component (GO): cytosol; proteasome core complex, beta-subunit complex; nucleus
Molecular function (GO): peptidase activity
Source: RefSeq, a predicted model, not a curated record